Messenger RNA from Bombina bombina (fire-bellied toad), 4539 nucleotides. It is a transcript of the gene NCKIPSD, whose product is annotated as NCK interacting protein with SH3 domain. Gene Ontology annotation, biological process: endocytosis. The record is from RefSeq and is a predicted model, not a curated record. Gene Ontology annotation, molecular function: Arp2/3 complex binding. NCBI's taxonomy places the organism in Eukaryota, Metazoa, Chordata, Amphibia, Anura, Bombinatoridae.
GCCCGCCAUGUACCGAGCGCUGUACGCUUUCCGCUCCCCGGAACUCAACUCGCUGCAAUUCGGAGCCGGAGAGAGCUUCCUAAUCCUGGAGCGAUGCAAUCAGCACUGGUGGCUAGCCAGCCGCUGCAGCAGCGGGGGACACGGGCUACGUGCCGGCCUCCUACCUAGAGAGGAUGCAGAUUGCACUGACAUCGGCCCAAGGGCAGUAUCCAGUACGUCCACUGCCAGUUUGUCUUCUCUUGAUACCUUGUGCACUACAUCUACAGACUCCUGUCAGAUCACAACAGCAUCCAGCCCAAGUAACACUCCACCCCCUGUGCCUAGUAGAAGUGCUCAUACCACUGUGUCUCAUAGUAUAGAUAUAUGUACUACAAAGACUCUUAUUUCUCAGAGUAAAAAGGCUGCCACAGAGAAUCCUGAUAAUAUAAAGAGUGAGAGUAAUAGAACUGCACAAGCAAAGCGAAACGCUCCAGCUCCUCCCGUCAGCUUGGAGGCUUUUAACUCUGUCAACCAUGAAAUCAAAACAAAGGCAUCUUUGAAAGCUUCAGCACAAGAAACUACAAAUCCUGAUACGGUUGUGAUUCCAAAAACUAUUGGUGCUGAGCUAAUUGAACUGGUUCGCAAAAACACCAACCUAAGCUACGAAUUGUCCCGGGUGGCCAUAGGCGUUAUUAUGGGUCACAUCCAAGCUUCAGUACCAUCUACAGCACCUGUCAUGGAGCAGAUUCUAGUCUCUUUAGUUGAAAGCAAAGAUUCCAGCACGGGAUUACCUUCUGGGCAGAUCUGUCAUGAUGAGCAGCGACUGGAGGUUAUAUUUACUGAUCUGGCCAGACACAAAGACGAUGCUCAGCAGAGAAGCUGGGCUCUGUAUGAAGAUGAGAAUGUCAUACUUUGUUACUUGGAGGAGCUGCUUCUAAUUCUGACAGAUGCAGACCCAGAAGUAUGCAAGAAAAUGUGCAAGAAGAACCAGUUUGAGGCUGUUAUGUCCCUUGUGUCUUAUUAUCAAAUGAGCAUCAGAAGAUGUGUUAUUCUGCACUGGUUCUGGCAAUGAUAUUCUCUAUGGGGGAACCACUUCCUUAUCACCAUUAUGAGCAUCUGAACUCCCAGUUUGUCCAGUUCCUUUUGGAUGUGAUUGAGGACGGGUUACCCUCUGACAUUACCGAGCAGCUUCCAGACCUGUUCCUUAAUGUGCUUCUUGCUUUUAAUCUGCACAUACCAGUUCCUGCUAAUAAUGUGAUUAUGAAAAGCCUUUGUAAACACCCUAAUGUCAAAGUGUUUACAGAGAAACUUUUGCUACUUCUCAACAGGGGAGACGACCCAGUUUGUAUCUUUAAACAUCAACCACAGCCUCCACCCUCAGUCUUGAAGAUCCUUCAGGAUAUCUUUGCCAGCAGGGACACUGCAAACCUUUUUUAUCAUUCGGACAUGAUGGUUAUGAUUGACAUAAUUGUGCGUCAGAUUUCAGACCUUUCACCUGGCGAUAAGCUCCGUAUGGAAUAUCUCUCCUUGAUGCACGCCAUCAUCCGCUCAACCGAUUACCUCCAGCACUUGCACCGCCAGCAAGAUCUGCAUGGAGUGCUACAACGCAUCUUAUCCGAGGAGGAGGAAGGACCUCACUGCCAGAUGGACAAAAUGAUCACCCAGGAAAUAUAUAAAGAAUUCCCUGAAGUAACUCCUAAGAGUUGUUAAGGAACCAAUAUGGCACAUUUAGAAAAAAACAAAAUAUAAUUUGGGAAGAUUCAUAAACACUUGUCAGGAAUCUGUUCCUGUUUUACAGACUCUUCCUUAUUCAGUGCUACUGAAAAGUGACAUUAUAAACUGUAGUAGAGACUUGCAUUCUCUGCUAUAAACAGUAUCGUGAUAGUAUUAUAAUACAGAGAGAUCUGAAGAAAGCAUAUCACACUGGAAAUGCAUUAUUAUUUCUCUUAACAGAAUAUACUACAACAAUAUCCCUUCUGAACUGACAAUAUGGAAUGCGGCUUUACUUUUAGAACGGUUUUCGGCUUAUCUGCUGCAGGCACUGUAUGCAGAUCAUUGACUGAGAAAACACUUCAUGUAGGUGUUAACUGCAGACCUCUGGUAAUCUUACUUGACAUUACAACUGGGUCAUUAUAUGCUGCUUCUGAUUUUAGAUGUUUUGGUUAAUAGCCCUACAGUAAAUGCUGUUAAGUCAGGGCACAGUCUGCCAUUUUAAAAACAUGGCAUUUGACUCGGCAGGCAUGUUUUGGAAAUUAGCAUCUCCAACUGUUUAGCUAAAAAAAAAAAAAUAUUCUUACCAUCUCUACAUGAAAUGCUGUGUAACCCCCCCCCCCACCACCACCCCAAAGGAUUUCUUCCACUUAAGUAGGUUUCAGUUCUAGCUUUAUCUCUAAAAAAUAGUUCUAGUUUAAGUCUUAAAAGUGAGACUUGUACAAGCAUUAUAUUGCAGCUGAAAUCAGAAAAUAAUUUUUAAUAAAGAAUUAUUAGCUCUUAGGUGUUUGAGUAAAGUCCUUUUCAACACUUGUGUUACUCUUCAUUUCUUUAUAUAAAGUUAUUUAAUAUUGAGAAACUCAGACACCUACAUGUUUAUUAAACUAAUAAUUUUACAUAAUGAAGAAUGAGAGCUCAUUGUUAUGCUGAAUAUGAUGGUUGCUGGUUCUAUAUUUCCAUAUUCUAUAUUUUCUAUGACUAAUACUUUUGCUGGCAAACCUGCGCGUGUGCUGGAGAUAAUUAUAUUUCUACAUUAUCUGCUUAAAUAUAUUUUAAAUCUUUUAUGUAUGUAUAAUAAGUGUGAAAUAAAAAAUAGUUUAACAUAUUAGGUUUCUUUAUAUUUAGAUAAAUUUCAAAUCUGAAUGCUCUUGUCAUUGGUUUACAUUAUGUCCGUGAACAGACUUCACAAAAAAGAUCCACAGUUAUUCUAUAGAUAACAACUAUGACUGUAACAUUAAUAGUCCCUGCUUUGUCUUGACAUAUCCCAUGCCCAGGUGGUACUUUUCCCAGAACUUUUUAUGUUUGUUUUGUGAAAUAAACUAAUUAUAAUGCAGAAUGAUGUUUUUUAUUUUAGUAAACGUGUUGUCUUUACUAAUUGAUAUCCAGGCCCCUGAUAUUCAAAGAUUCUCCAGCUUGGAGAGAAAUUGUAGUUCAGGCUUCAGAGGCUGAAUUGACUGAAUUUUUAAAAGAAAAAGAGCUGAACUUUCCUGCAUGGCAAGAUCUCUUUUAUGUAUGUGAAGCAGAGACAAGCCCAGGGCAAUAUAGAACUGCAUAAAUGAGACUGAGUUUUGUUACACUUACUUUAUGCAUUAGAUUUUAUAUUACUUUACACUUCAGCUUGGGUCUUUUCAGUAUUAUUGCAUUUAAGCUUUGCACUUUCUCAUUUGUAUUUUAAUACUUUAAAAUUUUGAUUUAGAAAUGAUUUUACACAUUCUGAUUAUGCUUUAAAAGUUUCUGUGUUACUUUAAUAACUUAGGAUCAUACUUUGUAUAUUUUUGUGCAUGUUUUGCAAAUUGCAAAGCACUUUGUAUUUUCUCCAUUGUAAACUGACAGUUCCUGAAACUUGGAGGGACAAGGCAGUUCCCUGGGUAUAUUUAAAUCUCUUUCACCAGUCUUGUGAAAUUUUGUAAGCAUUUUAAACAAGCUGGUCUCACUGAUUUUGUCUUGCCAGCUGUAUGCAGGUGAAGUUUUCUCAACAUUCACAAUACACUUAUUUAAACUAACAGAAAAGUAAUAUAUACUAAACUAUAGGCAAAAGCAAGUUAAAUUGUAGUGAAAACAUUUGUUUGAUUUGGAAUUGAUGCAAACAUAGCCUUUAUAUCAACCCCAGGGGUUCUCCAGUUACCCUCUCUCUCCCCUGUGAAAUUUUGUAUCCCAGAAAGCUUCAUUACUUUCUAUGGAAGGCAUCUCUCUGGGAUUUCCCAGUUCCUCCCCUUUUCCUCGGAAAUUCAGUCAGUUCUGCCCCUGUGAAGUCAGCACUAUAAUCUCCAAACUAGAGAAUGUUUGAUUAUCUGGGCCAUAGAAUGUAAUGAUGUUCUGUGGUAAACUGAAGCUGACCGUUUUUUAAUUUAAAGAAGUGCAAUCUAAUUUGUAACAUAUACACAUAAAUAUACAAAGUAUGAGCCUAAUUUGGUAAAGUUACACAGAAACUGUGAAGGCAUAAUCAGAAUUUGUAAAAUCACAAUCCUAAAUACACUGCUGAAUACAAAAUAACAUACAAAAUAGAAUGUGCAAAGUUUAAAUGUAAUUAAAUGCCAUCUGAAUUGUAAAGUGAUAUAAAAUACAAAGCACUAAGUGUAAAUGCAGCUGAACUGUCAUAUCAUGCAGCCCUUUAUUGCACUGGGCUUGUCUCUCCUUCACAUAUUGAAAUGCAUCACUAGGGAUCUCACGGUGCUGAAGGAUCAUUUUAGAAUAUCUCACCUGAUCAGAGAGGUUUUUAGUAUCAGGUCCUCAAUGAGAAGUUACAAAUAGAUAACUGUGUGGGAGCAAUAUUAAAGGGAACUUAAGCUCUAUAAGUAAUACCCAUAAAAUGUUCAAAUAAAAUAAAACAAUAAAAAUAUAUAUAAUGUA